ACAUCACUGUUCAUUUCAAGGGAUGGCCCACUCACGGCAGAUCACGAGAGGCUGCAGGUUCAAAAUUCAAUGGGCUCAUUUAGUGGCCUUCAAGCAGAGGAGGGCCACCCACAACAUGUUAAUGGGCCAGGCCCAAACUCUCAAACUUCAAAAUCAAGAAAAAUGGGAUUAUUAUUUGUGGCCCAUCAGGCCCACCAGCAGUCUGCAUCACCAGCUAAUGAUCACAUCGUUCCGCAUCAAACGGUGUCGAUGCCUUGGAUGUCUAAUGUGCUGCACCCUGAUCCAGGCAAGUCUGACCUCUUAUAUGAAUUAUUGAGCUGUAGCCUUUAGUGGAAAUUAUUGAAUUUGAAACUUCGAAUUCCAAUUAAAUUGAGUACAGCAAAGAAAAACUGCCAAAAUCAUCCUUGGCAAUAUCAAAAGCAUUCUUGUAGCUUUUUCUGCUCCGUUUCCUACGCUCCAAACACGCCUUCCCUGCAAAAAUCAUAACAUCAUGAACAUGGAAAAGCAAGAAGAAGAAAAGCACACCGCCUCCGACAGUCCAUCUGUGGAUGAACCUCCAUCUCCACAUCCCCACCAAGAACACAAUUCCCUUCCCCCGCCGGAGUCUUCACCGGCCGACUCUCCCGUCUCCUAUCGGACCUCUCAUGGAUUCUCCCCCAAAGAAUAUAAGACUCCGCCUACCCCGCCGACGGACAUGCCUGCGACGUCUCCUUCCCCGGUAGUGGUGGUGAACCGAUCGGUACGAGACGAGCCGAGGAUAGUAACGAAGGUGGAUCUCGGUGCCGUUGACGGCAUCGCAAGCAUAGGAGUGGAAGAACGCGGCGGUGCUAGUGCUCGGCGAGGGAAGCUGUCGUUGUCGAUACUAAGGAGACCGAAGAGGGAAAGGGCAGUGGAGAGAGCUGCUUUAGGGUUUAGAGUUUGUGGAUUUUUAUUUUGCUUGGUGUCGUUCUCAAUUAUGGCCUCCGACAAGAACCAAGGCUGGACUCUCGAUUCCUUCGAUCGCUACAAGGAAUUCAGAUACUGUCUGGCAGUGAAUGUGAUCGGGUUUGUGUACUCAGGCCUGCAAGGAUGCGACUUAGCCUACCAUUUGGGUACCAGACAGCAUGCUCUCCGGCAGCACCUCCGGUAUCACUUGGAUUUCUUCAUGGAUCAGGUACUGACUUAUCUUCUUAUUUCGGCAUCAUCAUCGGCUGCCACCCGGGUUGAGGACUGGCAAUCCAACUGGGGCAAAGACAAGUUCCCGGAGAUGGCAAGAGCAUCUGUAUGGAUGUCCUUCCUCGCCUUUGUGGCCUUCGCCGCCAGCUCUCUCUUCUCUGGAUAUUUCCUCUUUACUUUCAGACCCAUCUAAUAAAAUAGUAUAUACCUCCUCCACCUUUAGUUACAAAGAUUAAUUAUUGAGUGUAAGAAAAUUUUAUCAGUUCUGUACAAAAAAUAUAGUUGUUAUGCUGCUCUAGGGAAUUAUUAUGUACUAUGCCCAUAUAAAAAAGGUGAAAAUUCUCCUGGUCGUUGCUGCCCAAUACUUUAGUGUAUCAACUCUAUUACAAAAGUUGAUUCCUAACUUUUAUCUCAUAUCAUGACAUAAGUAAGUAGUUAUUAUUAUAUCAGCCCAAAAUCUCGUUAACUGAUCUUUACGAUGCUUCCCCUAUCAAUUAGAUCUAGAUGCUUUAUCCAUAGAAUAAAGUAUUUAAGCAUAUGUAUUUCUUCAUAUUUUGACUUUUAUGAAGUUUCUUUCUUUACUACAA
Vitis riparia (riverbank grape) is the source of this 1742-nucleotide messenger RNA. Its product is annotated as CASP-like protein 4A3. Bases 491 to 1348 code for a protein of 285 amino acids. NCBI's taxonomy places the organism in Eukaryota, Viridiplantae, Streptophyta, Magnoliopsida, Vitales, Vitaceae. The transcript is spliced from 3 exons. The record is from RefSeq and is a predicted model, not a curated record.